AUGAACGCUGCUGCUAUAGAAGUUAUUAACAAAUUAAAAAAAGAAGAUGAAAGCAACAACAAGUGUUUUGAUUGUGGAGUUCCAAAUCCUGACUGGGUGUCAGUAAACCAUGGAGUAUUCCUAUGCAUUAACUGUUCAGGUGUCCAUAGAAGUUUGGGAGUACACAUAAGCAUAGUAAGAAGUAUAAAAAUGGACAUAUUCACAGAUGAACAAUUAAAAUAUAUAGAUAAAGGAGGAAAUAAAAAAUUUCAGACAUAUUUAGAAAAUUAUGGAAUUAAUGAUUUUAUACCUGAAAGAAAAUAUAGAACCAAAGCAGCUGAACAUUACAGAAAAAUUAUGAGAUCCAUCGUUCAUAAUUCAGACCCACCAUCUCCUUUAUCUCUCGAUGAAGGUAAGGACAUAAUAAAUUUUGGUCAAAAUGAAAACAUGAAUUUUAACGAAAAUAACAAAAGUCAUCAUUAUACAGAUGAUCAGCAGAAUUUUAUCCCAUCACUUAGUACAUCCGAUAUUUUAGAAAAUGUCUCAGCUACCUUUUCCAAUUUUAUUAACAAAGCACAAACUAUGACAACCAACACAAUAAACAAUUUAAAUAAAAAUGAAAUCCUCGAAACAACGAAAGAUACACUAAUGAAUAGUAGUAGUUGGAUUACUGAAAAAACAAAAAAAAUUGCCGAAAACGUCAGUGAUAAUCCAUGGUGGGAAAAGGGGCAAAGUAAAAUAAAAGAUGUUACUCAAAAUGCAAGUGGGUGGAUAUCAAGCAUCUCUUCAACAGUUUCUAGGACCAACAGCAAUUUCUUUUUUGCAAAUGAGUUUGGUGUGAACUCUGAUAAUGCUACUGGAAGUACAAGCACAAAUACAAGUGCAAAUGCAAGUGUAAAUUCGAUGAAUGUCUCAGCGGGUGCCAACCCUCCCAUUAAUAGUGGAAAUAGCGAAAAUAACGAAAAUUUUAAUAAUCGAGCUCCGAACAACAGUUCCGCGUUUAUUAGAAGCGACACCAAUAGGAGUAUUAACCAAAAGUGA
This is a messenger RNA of Plasmodium gonderi, 1020 nucleotides long. Its product is annotated as GTP-ase activating protein for Arf containing protein. The coding region runs from base 1 to 1020 and encodes 339 amino acids. The transcript has a single exon. Lineage: Eukaryota; Apicomplexa; Aconoidasida; Haemosporida; Plasmodiidae. The record is from RefSeq and is a predicted model, not a curated record. Gene Ontology annotation, biological process: COPI coating of Golgi vesicle. Gene Ontology annotation, molecular function: GTPase activator activity.